Hyaloscypha bicolor E is the source of this 680-nucleotide messenger RNA. RefSeq names its product carbonic anhydrase. The record is from RefSeq and is a predicted model, not a curated record. Gene Ontology annotation, molecular function: carbonate dehydratase activity; zinc ion binding. The coding region runs from base 81 to 611 and encodes 176 amino acids. NCBI's taxonomy places the organism in Eukaryota, Fungi, Ascomycota, Leotiomycetes, Helotiales, Hyaloscyphaceae. The transcript has 5 exons.
AAAAUAAACUCUUUUAGACCUCCUUAAUCAAUAGAACAAAUAUCAAUCAAUUCGGCAAGUCGAGCAAGUGUGUUUGAACAAUGUCAACAGACAAAGUUGCAGAUCUCCUUGAGAGGAACAAAGAGGUUUCCAAGUCGUACAAGCGACCGCCACCGCUUGGCGAGGGUCUGGAGAAAAGAAAGAAGAAGGGAGCAAAAGGGACAGUCAUCAUCUCCUGCGCCGAUCCACGAAUUACCCCGGAACACUUUCUGGGCCUCAACUUUGGUGAAGCGGCAAUUAUUCGAAAUGGCGGGGGCAGGACAGUGGAUGCACUGCGCUCCAUCCUCGACCUUGAUUCUCUUGGGGCGACUGGAACAGUGGUUGUGAUCCACCACACAGAUUGUGGCAUGACGUAUCUAAGUGAGGAAGAGUUCCACGACCGAGUCGAAAAGAAGCACCCUGAUUUUGCUGGACGUCAUCCCGACUUCAAUUAUGGAGCAAUCAACGAUCCCGAGAAGAGUGUCGUUGCCGAUGUGGAGUAUCUGAAAAGCUUCCCCACGUUGGCUGAAAACAUGACUAUUGCCGGUCUUGUGUUUGAUACUUUCACCGGAGAACUAAAGAGGAUGGUUUAGGGGCGGAGAAGGAAAGGGAAGUUGUACGAACAGAGAAGAGGACGAAUAAAUAGUAAAUAAAGUUUUGCU